Messenger RNA from Racocetra fulgida, 258 nucleotides. The record is from the annotation of a GenBank genome assembly. NCBI's taxonomy places the organism in Eukaryota, Fungi, Glomeromycota, Glomeromycetes, Diversisporales, Gigasporaceae.
AUGAAAAAAAAGGAACAAAAGAAAGAACAAAAAAAAAGAAAAGAAAUGAUAGAAAAGAAAAAAAGAAAAGAAAGGAACAAAGAUAAAGGGGAUGAAGAAAAAGAAAUGAGAGAAAAGAAAAGAAACGAAAGAAAAGUAAGGAAUGAAGAAAAAGAAAAGGAACGAAGGAAAGGAAAAGAGACAAAGGAAAAAAAAAGGAUGAAGGAAAAAAAAGGAACAAGGGAAAAGAAAAAGAACAAAGGAAAAGAAAAUGAAUGA